CAUUAAACUGGAAAAUGGGAAAUCAGGAAAAGGCGGCGGAGUCGCUGAAAGCAAACUUAGAAGCUGCCCCAGAGCAAGCAAAGAAGUUACCGUAUCCUAAGUCUGUGUUCUUUAUAAUUGGUAAUGAGUUCUGUGAGAGGUUCUCCUACUACGGUAUGAAGACCAUACUCUCCCUCUAUCUCAAGAAGAAACUCCACUUCUCGGAGGACAAGGCUACG
Molecule: messenger RNA, 218 nt
Organism: Eurytemora carolleeae
Lineage: Eukaryota; Metazoa; Arthropoda; Copepoda; Calanoida; Temoridae
Product: solute carrier family 15 member 2
Biological process (GO): oligopeptide transport
Cellular component (GO): membrane
Molecular function (GO): dipeptide transmembrane transporter activity
Source: RefSeq, a predicted model, not a curated record